Molecule: messenger RNA, 408 nt
Organism: Gaeumannomyces tritici R3-111a-1
Lineage: Eukaryota; Fungi; Ascomycota; Sordariomycetes; Magnaporthales; Magnaporthaceae
Exons: 3
Coding region: 1-408 (135 amino acids)
Source: RefSeq, a predicted model, not a curated record
AUGCCACUGAGGCUCUUGUCAUGUGCCCCGCGACCAAUAUCAAACCCUCCUGGACCGGGAUAUCAAUCACCCACAACCCUACCCGCCCUCCUGCGCCUUAGACCCGCCUGGGCCAGCCCCAACCCCCAGGCCGCGCCUUCCUCUCAACAAGAGCUCCGAGAUGCGGAGGAGGACUGGUCGCUGAUUCGCCUGCUCCUACCUCGCCUGAAGAACACCCCACUUGAAGACUACACCACGGCCCAAGUCAAGAAAGACGCCGACGCCAGCGACGAGGCCGACGCCGACGCCGCAGGCCGCGCUGUCGCGGCUGACGGGGACAUCGAGGACGAGCCAAAGCCCGAGGAGGAUGAGGGCCCGAAGCAGCCGCUCAAGGGCGACUUCAAGGCAACUCUGAUAGAGGGAGACUGA